GGAAUUGAAUGAUAGAUGGCACUCGAUCGACCCAUAUUGCCGAGAAGCUUUGCCUCGUCUAGCUUAAACAUGCUUCAUCAUCCUUGCUUUCUGCACUUGCAGUAUCUCAUCCUCGUGCUUCUCCUGCUGUCUGUGUGCUGGGCCACUGACGCCGCCGUAGCUGACGGCGGCGAGUUCAUCGUCGAUGGUUUCUCCAGUUACGACUACCUUACCAUGGACGGUGACGCUUCAGUCGCCGACGGCCUCUUGAUGCUAACCAGCGGCCGACUCGCGCACUCAAAAGGUCACGCUUUCUACCCUUACCCUCUCCAUUUCACAGAUGUCUCAAAUGGCUCCUCCCUGGCAUCCUUCUCUACAACAUUUCUUUUCUCCAUUAUGGGGCCUUACAUUGACAUUAGCUCCGAUGGUCUUGCAUUUGUGCUUUGUUCCAAUAAAGAUUUCUUUAGCGCCUCUCCUGCCCAGUAUCUUGGCCUUCUCAAUCCCUUGAAUAACGGUAACGCAACAAAUCAUAUCGUUGCUAUCGAGAUUGAUACCAUACAGAACGAUGAGUUACAAGACAUUGACAGCAACCACAUAGGGGUUGACAUAAACGGCCUGAUUUCAGUUGGGUCGGCAACGGCAGGUUACUAUACCCCUACUCAUGCGUUUCAUAAGUUGAGCCUCAUCAGUGGACAGCCCAUGCAGUUGUGGGUGGACUACGACAGCAACCAAGCCAUGAUAAAUGUCACAAUGGCCCCUUGCUGCCUCUCCAAACCCAGCCGGCCGCUGCUAUCAGUCGCAUGUAAUCUGUCAACCGUUUUGCCAGGAACGGAAGUUUAUGCUGGAUUUUCCUCAGCGACUGGCCCAAUUCCCAGCAGACAUUACAUUCUGGGUUGGAGCUUCAAGCUCAACGGAGAACCUGCAGCACUCAACUACCCCGCCUUAUCCAUCAAGACUAUCCAAGAACUUGCAGCGCAGCUUCAAUAUCAGCCACACACACACACCAACAAGAUCAAGACAAUAAUAUUAUGUGCAGCUCUUUUGCCAACUGUUGGUAUCGCCAUAGCUGUUUCUGCCACUCUUUUCAAGCUCUAUAUGAAGAGGCGAUUAGAUGCAAGAAGAAAUGAACUGGAGUGGCAGAGGGAGUACGGACUUCCAUCCUUCACCUACAAAGAUCUACUGAUUGCCACAAGUGGAUUCAAGGACAAGAUGCUCCUUGGUAAAGGAGGUUUUGGGAGUGUCUUCAAGGGACUACUUCCCCAUUCAAAUCGGACAGUUGCUAUUAAGCGGGUGUCGCCAGAGUCGAAGCAGGGGAUGAAGGAGUUCAUGGCCGAGAUCGUCAUCCUUGGUCAUCUCCGCCACCGCAAUCUUGUCCAACUGCUUGGUUAUUGUCGGCACAAGCAACAACUCCUUUUGGUGUAUGACUAUAUGCCCAAUGGAAGCCUUGAUUGCCACUUACACACCCAAGAUCGCAAUCUAUGCUGGGCUCAAAGGUUCCGCAUCAUCAAAGGCAUUGCAUCCGGUCUUUUCUACCUACACGAGGACUGGGAGCAGGUCGUCAUCCACCGGGACAUCAAGACCAGCAACGUCCUCCUUGACGGGGAGAUGAAUGCAAGGCUGGGUGAUUUCGGCCUCGCAAGGUUCCAUGCUCAUGGAGCUGACGCUCACACAACACGUGUGGCAGGAACGUGGGGUUACAUCGCCCCCGAGCUGGCUCGGCUUGGCAAGGCAACCAAAGCGACCGACAUCUUUGCCUUGGGCGUGUUGAUGAUGGAGGUGGCCUGUGCAAGGCGGCCGAUCUGGGUGAACAGCGCUGAUGGAGAGCCUCUUGCGCUGGCAGACUGGGUGCUUGCGGCAUGGCGACGUGGCUCCAUUACUGACGCCAUCGACCCGAGACUGGAUGACUAUGUGGAGGAGGAGAUAGAGGUGGUACUGAAGCUUGGCCUACUGUGUUGUCACCCAUCGCCGAACGCCAGGCCUCGCAUGCGCCUUGUGAUGCAGUACCUUGACAGGGAUGCAGCGCUCCCAACAGACUUGCAACCUGAUACUUUGCUGAUGAGCAACUUUGAUGUGAGCCAGGAUGAUAAUGAAAUGCACGAGCAGCAUGCCAUGUCAUGUCCAACGACGGCUAUAACCGAUCUUUCCAGAGGAAGGUGAUUGAAAUUCUUGUGCUACUUCGUGAUAGUUACGACAAGAUCGUGCUCUUGCUUGGUGUUGGUUGCUUUAUAGAGCUGCUUUUGCUGCUCAUCUGAUGUGCUGCUCUAUGGCAGAGUUUCAAUUAAUCCCUUUGGCGUUUGUAUCAAAUCCUGUAAUAUUGUCCACUCCAUAAUGUGCAUUUUGACUAGAGCAUUUUUCAUUUGAGAUUAUAAUAUUCUAUACCUAUAGUAAUA
This is a messenger RNA of Setaria italica (foxtail millet), 2369 nucleotides long. RefSeq names its product L-type lectin-domain containing receptor kinase IV.4. The record is from RefSeq and is a predicted model, not a curated record. Gene Ontology annotation, cellular component: plasma membrane. The transcript has a single exon. Gene Ontology annotation, biological process: protein phosphorylation. The coding region runs from base 16 to 2136 and encodes 706 amino acids. NCBI's taxonomy places the organism in Eukaryota, Viridiplantae, Streptophyta, Magnoliopsida, Poales, Poaceae. Gene Ontology annotation, molecular function: carbohydrate binding; ATP binding; protein kinase activity.